Molecule: messenger RNA, 1799 nt
Organism: Amoebophrya sp. A120
Lineage: Eukaryota; Dinophyceae; Syndiniales; Amoebophryaceae
Source: the annotation of a GenBank genome assembly
GCCGAAACGGUGGUCGAUGGUUUGGUGAGGAAGACGAGUUCCGAGGAGACGUCCUUCAGAGCCAGAUUGUCUAGCUGUCCUUUUCACCAACUGGGCAGCCACCAUGAGCCACAAGCGAACGGAGGCAGGUUUCUUCAUCUUCUGCUUCUCGAUUUCGAUUUUUCGGAUGUAAGGACCUAACACUUCGUGCGCAUUGUUCGAAUCAUGUUGUAAUUGAUCGUUCGAAUCAUGUUGUAAAAAACCCGUAGUCGUUGGCGCUGGUAAAAUGCUUCGGCCCAGCUUGCUGUCUAACCUCUCGUCUCGUCGAUGCUUGUGCCGCGCACAAGCUCUCGCCGUCGCACUGCGUUUGCUUCUUGUGCUUGCGUUUUCAUGGCCGAAUCUGAGCAGCUUCGUGGCACUGGCAAGAACCACUGCAACACCUAGCACACCGCCAGACAGGCCAGUCCAGGCCGAAGCAGGUGUGGAGAACGACGCAGCAGGUGAUGGAGCGGGCCCGCACCCCGACGCCAAGCUUUCGAAGCCGAAGCAGGCGCCCGGCACGAGCAAGCACCGCCGGAAGAAAAAAGUCGUGAAGAGAAGCUAUGUGACGCUGCCGGAGUUGCCGGAAGCCCUGCUCCCGCACAAAAAGGACCGGUAUGGGCUAAGGGAAAUGCUGAAAGUGGAUCUUCGAGUAGCUGCACACGAAAGCAGCCGAGUAGCGUCAAAACAAGUAGAUGACGACGCCCCCGUCGCCUCCUGGAUGGUCGAACCACGGUCACUUAUCUCCUCAUCGUCUACUCCGCCGAGCACGGACGGAGGUCUUGUCCCUCUCUCUACUUGGCAACAAAUCAUCGAUUCCGAGGACGAGGGGCGGUUUCGCGACAUUGUGGAGCAGUUCUACGAACGCACCUGCCGUGCUGACGUUUGGCACGCAAUCGAUGACAACGAGGACGGAAUUUUGUCCCUGGACGAAUUCAAACAAAUGCUUUCGCAGGCUGAAGAACACUUUGCUGCUGCGAUGAAAUCUGAAGCAACAGCAGAACCUGCAAUAAAUGCGGGCACUACAACUGCCAAGAAAAGCGUCAAGAAAUCGUCAAAACCACCUACCUCCGCAGUGUGGGCGUUUUGCUUUGAAGCGUUACACGCAGCUUUUUGGCGGUUGGAGUUACAGGAGCGGACGGUGUUGGAACCGGAUGUGGUCAUGAGGGAGCUGAAAACGUUUUUGAGUAAAAACACCGACUUCCUGGAAGCGAGAAGGCGGGUAUGAAAGGGAGCAGAAAUAAAGUGAUUCCAGUGCUAGUAGUGUUGAAGAUGUGAUGAAAAGCAUGACUUAAUGAAGUAGAGUUUUGUGAUGUGUGUAUGCAUUUCUGUUGAUACAACAUGACGAACAUCAAGAGCUGCAGGCUCUUGUGGUAGUAAAGCGAGGCUGAACUUGAUGUAGCUCCUGUUGACUUCUGCAUCAGGGUAGUAAGUUGUGGUCUGGUGCAGCUGCGACCAAGAUCAGCAACUGCAUACCAACACAAGUCACAAAACCAAUAUGUGACAAACACCACUGCAAGUCGCAACAAGAAACACUUUUUACCUGGAUAGUGUGCAUUCGAUUCGUUGCCUGGCAUCGUGGAAAAGAUGGAGGCAGCACAGCUGGAGGGAGCGGGCGGCUCCGAGAAAAGUAAGAACGAUAAAGAGCAGGAACUGUAGAACCAAAGCACCGAAACAUUUUGAUGCAUACUUUCCUGGAACUACACACUAGUACAGCUUCUAUUGUCACAGUACCAUUCACACAUUGCGGAAGUCCUCGUGCAAUUCCGAGCACGUCGCUG